Molecule: messenger RNA, 672 nt
Organism: Bacidia gigantensis
Lineage: Eukaryota; Fungi; Ascomycota; Lecanoromycetes; Lecanorales; Ramalinaceae
Exons: 2
Coding region: 1-672 (223 amino acids)
Source: RefSeq, a predicted model, not a curated record
AUGGAGUCAAAAAUUGCAGCAGCUGAAGUGCCUGCUUCAGCGCCAGGCGAGAACUUCGAAGUCCGCCAAUCCAAGACGGAUGAUGACUAUGUCCCCGAUCCAUCUAAGUCGCUACCGCUCUCGCCUGCUCGCCAACGUCUCGUUGACGACAUCAUCGACUUGUAUAGCAUGAAACCCACCGUUGAGCGCGUCAAGCGAUACACGUCUGACUGCGUCUACGACGAUCAAUUUGUAUACGCCAACGACCGAUAUAAGAUGGCAGGACAGUGGUUUGCUCUGCCCAAACUUUUCAAGGCUUCUGUGAAUGAAGGCUAUCAAAUCGUUAAGGACGAGCCGGGAUUAAUCCAGUUUAGGAACAAGCAGUCCUGGACAUUCCUAGGCAUCCCCAAGACGGCCGUCAUGGAUGCUUUAGUUACGCUUUCACUGGACCCUGCCACCAUCGACAGUGAUUUCAUCCAGGUGAAGUAUCACAAGGAUCAGGCGAAUGACAAGGAUUACAGCCACACCGGGUUGGGCUUCAGCUUCAAGAAGUGGCAAGCUGACAAUGUGAUCAAAUUCAUGAAUAGCGAUGAAGUGAAAGCGUUUGAGGCCGACAAAGGUGCCGGAAAGGAGCAUGUCAGAGAACAUGGCAGUGGGACUGCUGAAGGAAAAGCUCCGGUAAAGGACUUGUAA